Ictidomys tridecemlineatus (thirteen-lined ground squirrel) is the source of this 2466-nucleotide messenger RNA. The record is from RefSeq and is a predicted model, not a curated record. Lineage: Eukaryota; Metazoa; Chordata; Mammalia; Rodentia; Sciuridae.
GGCUGUCAUCGGCCCAUGGAGAAAAAGUUCCCAAGACAGGAGUGCUGUUUCCAUAGGCACAGGAACUUGGUUUUCGUGAUUUUCAGACGAUGCUGGCUGGUUUUCAAGAAGGCUUCCAGCAAAGGACCCAGAAGGUUAGAAAAAUUUCCAGAUGAAAAGGCAGCUUAUUUCAGAAACUUUCAUAAGGUAACUGAACUACACAACAUCAAAAAUAUAACCAGGCUGCCUCGAGAGACAAAGAAGCAUGCAGUGGCCAUUAUCUUUCAUGACGAAACGUCAAAGACAUUUGCCUGUGAGUCAGAGCUGGAGGCCGAGGAGUGGUGCAAGCACCUGUGCAUGGAGUGCCUGGGGACCCGGCUCAACGACAUCAGCCUCGGGGAGCCAGACCUGCUGGCGGCGGGGGUGCAGCGCGAGCAGAACGAGCGAUUCAAUGUUUAUCUCAUGCCUACACCAAAUCUGGAUAUUUAUGGAGAAUGCACAAUGCAGAUCACCCAUGAGAAUAUCUAUCUCUGGGACAUCCACAACGCCAAGGUCAAACUGGUGAUGUGGCCUCUCAGCUCACUGAGGAGAUAUGGUCGGGACUCCACAUGGUUCACCUUUGAGUCAGGAAGAAUGUGUGACACAGGAGAAGGACUAUUCACUUUUCAAACAAGGGAAGGAGAAAUGAUCUAUCAGAAGGUCCAUUCUGCGACACUGGCCAUAGCUGAGCAACACGAAAGAUUAAUGCUAGAAAUGGAGCAGAAAGCCCGGCUUCAGACAAGCUUGACCGAGCCCAUGACGUUAUCCAAAUCCAUCUCUCUUCCUCGUAGCGCAUACUGGCAUCACAUCACGCGUCAGAACAGCGUUGGAGAAAUCUACAGUUUGCAAGGCAAGUAACUUUAAAAACAGCCGAGCAGCUCUGACUGCCAUCAGCUUCCCAGGUGGACCAGCCGUCUUGCAAAUUGCUCUGCAUUUGCAGGGCUCCUUUUCCUCCAUUUUCAUUUAUCGGCUGUCACUGGCCACAGUGGGAACUCCGAGAGACACAGUUGCCUUUUAAAAGCUGUAAUUUCAUACGCUUGUGGUAAAAAUUAUUCCAAAAAUUACUGUGAGAGCUAAGGAUCCAAUUUGGCACAAGACCUUGACAAAACACAUUAUCAGGAGCUAAAAGCUAAUGCUGAGAUCUGUUUCAUGCUGUGUUUUACAAAGGAAUUCUAUUUUAGCAUCUUUUUCCCUUAACAGGAUUAAGUACCAGCUCAGGACUGACUUCAGGCUCAGUAAUAACAGGCUGCAUAAACCUCCCCACAGAAGUUUUGAGGUUCAGAGAAAGCCUCAACCAGGAAACCCUUCAGGGAGGGUGUGGGGGAGGGGGGCCAAGUGUAUACACAGUGCUUCUCUAUUUCCCCUGAUGACUAAUUAACAAUAUGGGAAUGACUUGGGAGGUGUCAAGCUAAUAGACAACGGAUAUUUGAUCAAAAGCAGCAGAAACCUCUGCUCAGGAGUUGCUUCCUAUGCCUUCUCUUUGGUUUUAAAAAUGAAUAAUAUUUUCCUUCAAAUAAAAGGUUGCGCUACAAGCAGUUGACUAACAGCUGACCCACACUGAAAGAGGACUUUGCUUUCAGCCUAAAAAAAAAUAAGGCUGAAACGCACAUUUACUCAUCUAGCGAACAGUAACUGCACAUCAGAGGCUUCAACGUAACAGGCCAACACUUAAUACCUGGUGAAGCCAUGGCCAGUCAUGACCUUGAGCGUGGUUAGGCAUUCCAAGGGUUGGCUCCUGUCAGACAUUAGCUUUUGUCUGUAUGAACAACACUAAAGGUUUUGCAAAAAUGCUACGAUAAGUAAAUUAACAUAAUGUGAAUGUUUUGAGAGCAAUGUUCACUUUUCAAAAUUUGAAGCCUAGACCAACAGAAUUUGAUCCAUGAGAAUGUGUGGUUGAAGAACUAUUCCACAAGGAAAGGUAGUUGGAAUGAUUGUAGCCGCUUACUGAAGGCAAAUGCAUUUUAUAUUUUAAAUGGCCCUUUACAGUUGUAGUUUAAAUGGUCUUCUAUGGCCAAUUUGAUUACCUGUAUUGUCUGUAUUUCAGACACAGUUGUUGUUUUGUUGUAUUGUGUAGUUUUAUGAGAAAAAAAAAAUAAUAAAAUAAAAAUUAGAGGAUUGGGAAAAGCAAAGGGAACUGGUUUGGCAGUUUUAAGAAUGAGAAAAUGAAGAUAAGCUUCUCAGAUCUCUGCUUGCUUACAGCAGAAUCCCACAGAAAAACGCUGAGUUAUGAUCUUGUCUAAUUAAUUUUUCCCUUUCCUGUGAUUAGAAUGAGAAUAUUCACUUAAAGUAUAAAAUUUAGUCAUAAAUAGACAUAUGUAAAUAUUGAUAUUCACUCAAAGAAAACUAAAACUUUGGAAUAUUUGAAUGAGGAAAUUAAAAACAUCAGAGUUUCUAAGCAAACAAAAGUAUGAGGUGAAUAGAAAUAGGAAUAAAUUUUCAAUGAAAUAA